Dreissena polymorpha is the source of this 2082-nucleotide messenger RNA. Its product is annotated as solute carrier family 46 member 3-like. NCBI's taxonomy places the organism in Eukaryota, Metazoa, Mollusca, Bivalvia, Myida, Dreissenidae. The coding region runs from base 3 to 776 and encodes 257 amino acids. Gene Ontology annotation, molecular function: transmembrane transporter activity. The transcript has 4 exons. The record is from RefSeq and is a predicted model, not a curated record. Gene Ontology annotation, biological process: transmembrane transport. Gene Ontology annotation, cellular component: membrane.
CAAUGAUAGAAUUAGCCAUAGGCGUGGCAGUAGCGGGGUUUCAGUUUCUCUACAGGAUAUUUCAUUCAAAACACUGGGUUCUUCUACCCAAUGCUAUCUGCCGGAAUCAUGUUGGCAAUGAGCCUGGUUGUCGUCAUUUUCAUUCCGGAAAGUUUCCCACCGGCCAGAGAGAUAAUUCGGAAUCGGUCGUCACCAAAAUGAAAACGGCGUACGACCUUUAUCUUGGGUCAUUUAACAGAGGACGUCGAUGGAAAUAUAACACACUACUCUCGGUUUUCACCUUUACAAUGUUCUCGGCGCUUGGGCGUGGGAGUGUAGAGCCGCUGUUUCAGUUGGGGGAACCGUUUUGUUGGAGUUCUGAAAAGCUUGGCCAGUUCACGGCCGCGAGGAGUUUAAUGCAGCAGAUUUGUGGGAUGGGUCUGAUUAAGGUGUUUCAGAAGUUUAUGACGGACGAGUCGAUUGCAAUCAUGGGUUGUAUAUCAUUCACGAUCGGUUACGUUAUCGAAGGUCUGGCAUCUUCUGAUGCUCUGAUAUAUACAGUUCCUUUCGUGUCGGCUUGUGGCUUACUGACAGUACCAAUGUGCCGAGCGCUUCUCUCCAAACUUACAAGAUCCGAUCAGCAAGGAGCAGUCUUCGCCGUCAUUGCUACCAUGGAGACGCUGGUGAACCUAUGUGGAUCCCUUCUCUCCAUAGAAAUAUACGUCGAAACCCUCAAUCUGUACAGCGGACUUUACAAGAAGUAUUCCAACAAAACAACCCCCCUUGUCAAACGUUAAAGUGAGACCAUAAUCGAUGUUUACUUCGGUCUUCUAAGAUCACAAAGAAAACCAUGUCUGCUUAACCGACUUCCGAGUUUAGGCUGAUAUUGAACAUUCAAGGAACACUAAGGCGUGGACUGUGCUGGAUUUAUGCGUUUGUAUAUAUUUGUCGUAAUCGAUCCGCAUUUGGAUUGUGUAAAUAUAAACCUGGUGUUAGUGUCUAUUGUGAUGAUAUAUAUAUAUAUAUAUAUUUAUUUUUUUCCAGAGAAGUUGAUAUUUCGUUAUAUUUUGAUUAUUUUUCAUACAAAAUGAAGUAUUUUUUUUACUAAUUAUUAUCAUAGUCAUACGCUAACCACCUGUGAUGUAAAUUAAAAAAGUCGUAUACCAUAUUCACGUUUAUAUUGGUUUCGUGUUUUAGAUUUAUUUGUGUAAUAUUUAUAGUUAAUUUCCUCUUACGUAAGUAUUAAAAAAUAUAUUUAAUUAUAGGGCCAAGAUGAAGUAUUAUUCCAGCAAAAAUUGAACAAGGAUACGAAAUGAUGUUUUGUAGCACCAUUUAUACCUCUGGGUCAUUGCUUCAAGGGUAAACAUGUGAUUUUUUUAUUGAAAUAAACGUCUUAAAGGGACCGUCAACCAGAUUGACGAAAAAAGAAAAGUUCUUAAAUACCGUAUUUGUUUUACAAUUAUUAGUUUAUAUUGAGUAAAAUAUCACGACUGGUAUAUUACAUUACUUGAAAAAAAGUUUAUAUUUUCAGUAUAUUCGGUAAUAAAAUUUCGCGAUGUGAAAUCGAAAGUACAUCGCGAAAAUAGGUGAUAUAACGAUAUACACACUAUAAAUAACGCAAGUAGAUUGAUCAUUUUUUAUAUAAAAUAAAUAUAAACAAUUCACUUCGCAUGCACAAUUUGCAUUCCUGGGUUUACCACGUGACGAUGAUGAUCAAUCUACUUGCGUUAUUUAUAGUUAACUGGCAGUUACCUGGUACAAAUACCCAGUAAAAUUACCGAAUAUACUAAAAAUAUGAAAACUUACUAACUUUUUUCAAGUAAUGUAAUAUACCAGUCGUUAUAUUUUAAUUAAUAUAAACUAAUAAAUGUAAAAAAAUACGUUCUUUUAGAAUUUUUCUUAUUUUCGUCAAUCUGGUUGACGGUCCCUUUAAUAAACGAUGUGACAAAUGUGAUAUGUUCAGUUUGGACCCUAGUUGCAUUAUUAAAACACACUUGUAGAGAUCCACCAUACGAUAUAACAUAAUUGAUAUUGCAUGUAUGGACGAUUUGGUUUCAGAUAGAAAAAAUUGGUAUUUUGCAAUAAAACGUUUAAAUAAAAGUU